GGCGUUACAGUGACACUCCAUUACAGCAUCAUGUUUGGACCUCAUAUUUGUGGCUACUGCACAAAGAAAGUCCAUGCUAUUCUCACCUUCAAUGGGACAAACCACUUGAUCAAGAGGGGAGCCCCAUGUGAGACAGAUCGACUGACUCAUGUCUGUAUAUUUGUCCUCUGGCCUGAUGCUUCUUACAGCAUCCUCGUUGACAGUGUGGAGAAGCAGUCGGGUAGCUUAUACUCUGGGAUAUUCUCCCACCAAAGAAGAUCAAGGAUCCAGAGGCCAAGAAGCCCAAAGAUUGGGAUGACAAGGAGUACAUUCCUGAACCUGAAGAAGCCUAAGGAUUAUGAUGACAUCCCAAAGGAGUUGCCAGAUCCUGAUGCCAAGAAGCUGAGGACUGGGAUGAUGAGGAAGAUGGUGAAUGGACACCACCAACAAUUGCCAACCCCGAAUACAAGGAUCCAUGGAAGCCGAAGAAAAUUAAGAACCCCAACUACAAGGGCAAAUGGAAGGCUCCAAAAAUUGAUAAUCCAGUACUGUUUACUUCAAAGAUGAUCCAGAUCUCUAUGUUUUCCCAAUUUUGAAGUGUGUGGGCAUUGAGUUGUGGCAGAUGAAAUCUGGAACCCUUUUUGACAAUAUCUUGUUAUCCGAUGAUGCGGAGUAUGCCAAGAAGGUAGCUGAAGAGACAUGGGCAAACACAAAGACGUAUGUUGCCUUUAUACUUAAAAGAAGCCAUAAAGACGUAUGUUGCCUUUAUACUUAAAAGAAGCCAUAAAGACGUAUGUUGCCUUUAUACUUAAAAGAAGCC
This is a messenger RNA of Olea europaea var. sylvestris, 799 nucleotides long. Its product is annotated as calreticulin-1-like. Gene Ontology annotation, cellular component: endoplasmic reticulum membrane; endoplasmic reticulum. The record is from RefSeq and is a predicted model, not a curated record. The transcript has 8 exons. Bases 31 to 546 code for a protein of 171 amino acids. Gene Ontology annotation, biological process: protein folding. NCBI's taxonomy places the organism in Eukaryota, Viridiplantae, Streptophyta, Magnoliopsida, Lamiales, Oleaceae. Gene Ontology annotation, molecular function: calcium ion binding.